Molecule: messenger RNA, 1872 nt
Organism: Rotaria sp. Silwood1
Lineage: Eukaryota; Metazoa; Rotifera; Eurotatoria; Philodinida; Philodinidae
Source: the annotation of a GenBank genome assembly
AUGUUACUCGGUAUGAACAAGGAUAUAUGCCAAUCAUCUGUAUCACUGAUGAAAAAAAAUCACCUAAUAUUGCGAAAAAUUACUCAAUGUGUCGCCGAUUUAAAUGCUGAAUAUUAUAAAGAAAUACUUCAACAACAAUUGAACCCUGGACUAUUCAAUUUUAUUCAUCAAUCAACCACUCCACUAGAAGAUGAAUGGGGUCGUGUGACUUAUUUUUUUACUAUGAUUGGUCCUCAUGUUAUACUACUUUAUCAACCGGGUACGCCCACUUUUAUCAGUAGUAUUGAUGACAAAUGUGGUCUUGUUGUAAAUCAUGAUAAUUGUCAACAGAAUGGAGCAAUUCUUGGCAGAGGUUGUGCAUGUUUUCUUGCUCAAUUUAUGACCUCUCUCAGUCAACAGUAUCAAUAUUUUUGCACUCAACAUAUGAUCGAUUCGAAUAAUUUUCAUCCUUCAUUGUAUGCAAAAGCAUUAGACAUGUGUUUGCAAAAUUUUGCUGCAAAAGAUGCGGAUGCACAUGGGCGUCUUCUCGAAAUAAAAGAUUUAUUACUACAUGUGGGCGGUAAUCAAGAAAUAAAAUGUGAAUCAAUUCAUCUAUUUUAUUUGAAAGAUAUCGCUGUCGAGCAACAGAACGAUGAUAAUUUCGAUCGUAUUGUGCAUAGUCGAUUACGAUUAUCAAAGGCUGAUUUUGAUCGUUUAAUAGAAAAACGUAAACAAAAUCGAACAUAUAAUAAAGUCGAGAACUAUUUCCAAAUAGUCUCAACGAAUGAUUCAGACAAGAGCAGUAAUAAAAACAACAAUAAUGAUGGCAGUGAUUUUAUCAAAUCUCCAUCAUGGACUACCAUGCGUGAUGGUAUUUUGAACAAGAACAAUAUAUUUAAAGACCAAAAAUUGGCUCGAUCAUGGUUGAAAAUUACAUUCGAACAAUUCGAACAAAAAUUACAACAGCCUGUCAUACAUGCACCUUUACCACCAAUCCUAGACAAGUGGGCUUUGGAAAGCAAUUAUAAAUUGGAAAAAAAUGAAAAAUUAAUGGAAUAUUAUGUGCAGUUACAACUUGGAAUGGAAAGUAUUUUUCGAUCAGCAAUCAUUGCCGAUGCAGAUAUAUUUGAAAUUAAUACACCUAACAUUUGUACAAUACUCGAUAUUGUUGCUGAUAUUAUACCAGAAGUGAACCUUAUUCUUAAGAGCAUAUCGAUAGUAAUCGGAGAAGCUUCGACAUUGAUGGUCGAAAAGAAACUGAAAGAUUUAUGCCACUUAUCCGUUCGUUUUCCUCAAUUACCGGAAAAAUUAGCUCGAAAAGCGACAAUCAUGAAACGAAAUCACAUCAACAAACUUGGCGAACGAGAUCAAAUUGGAUCGAGUAAAAGGUUUCAGAACAUGAUAAGACCGAUUGUUGGAAUGAAAAAGUUAACCAUUCAACAGAUACUUGCAAUUCGAGAUACAAAAAUAUUAGAAGCAUGUUGCAUAAAACUUCUGUGUAAUGAUAUUAUCAAUCCUUUGAGAGAACAAGAUGAAAUGGAAAUUGUCAAAAAUAUAUCAUCGGAAUUUAAAAAUAUUCAUUAUGCAUAUCAAAUUUCACCGGAUUUGCAAACAUCAGACGAAGAAUCUGAAGAAUUUCAACGUAUUAAUAAAUUUGCAAUACCCGAUUAUUUCUUCGAUCGACAAAUGAAUCAUCGUUUUAUGAAAUGUAUGAAAGACGAACCAGCAGAUGCACAUCGUGAACGAGUAAAACAUUACCUAAUGCGACUGAGUGCAUCGAAAAUUAGUGAAUUGAUCGGUUGCAUUGAUCCAUCGGAAUCAAAAUUAAAUCCAUUAUUAAUACUAUUACUAGAAGUACAAAAAGAAAAGGAUAGAUUUUGUACAAUAUCAUAA